AGUGGGAAGGAUAAAUUUUCAUCGCGCAAAAACGGGUUUCGCGCCGAAAGUGUGUAGUGUCUAUCGAAUGACCGUGAAAGAAAAAUAUGACGAGUCGAGAAGGAAUUACAUAAUUUGCGGUGCGCGCGCGUCCAUGCGACUUUCCGAUUGUUUCUGCAUAACUCUCGAACGCGGCUAUGCAUUCCGCGAAACUGCGCGAUUUCUCACACUACGCGGUCUGCUCGCUUUGAUCUUUUCAAAUUUUUGUUUCUCAAACGCGCGCGACUCGCUUCAUCGGUAGUGCGUUCAAACUUCGAGUUGGAAGCGUUUUUGCAAGGAUAAUAGACGCGAACGAUAAAAAUCCGAGCGAAGAACGACUCGAAGAGGAAAAUCGGUUGAACGAGCGGGAGCUCGCGCACGUGACAGCGAGGAAACCCAUCCAACCUGUGUCCAGGCUCGUCGGUAUGGAGGAAAAAUUUUCGGGCAUCAACGGGGAUGCGGAUCCCGCUUGCCGCAAUCAUGUUAACAAUAACAACAACAAAAACAGAUCACCGCUGACGUUAAACCCGAAUGGACUGUGGGAUGUGGUGCCACGGCUGGAUCACUACAGACUGAGCAGAAGAGCCAAGAGGCCGUCGCUCGGGGAGCUCCACGAGGGUAACGCGGUCAAGGACGUAAACGUAGAGGCGGGCCAAGUCGGACCGGCACACGAGGGAAUAAAGCUAGGAUGGAUUCAAGGAGUGCUCAUUCCGUGCCUCUUAAAUAUAUGGGGCGUUAUGCUGUUUCUUCGAUUAUCUUGGGUCGUCGCACAGGCUGGGAUCUUUCAAUCCCUCGUUAUUAUCGGAAUAUCGGCUAUCGUCUGCGUUAUCACUACACUCAGCCUCAGUGCAAUUAGCACUAAUGGCGAAGUAAAGGGAGGUGGCAUUUACUUUAUUAUAUCGCGCUCGUUGGGACCCGAGUUCGGUGCUUCGGUCGGGAUUGUUUUCGCAUUUGCGAACGCGGUCGCUGCCUCGAUGAACACCAUCGGUUUCUGCGACUCUCUCAAUGAUCUUUUCAAGUCCCAAGGAGUCUCGAUAAUCGACAACGGAGUUAACGACGUUAGAAUAGUCGGCGUCGUCGCUAUUCUCGUAAUGAUUCUCAUAUGCGCUAUUGGAAUGGAAUGGGAGUCGAAGGCUCAGAACUUUUUAAUCGCCAUCAUCGUUCUGGCGAUAUUCGAUUUUCUCAUUGGAGUAUUACUGGGACCGAAAAAUAUUGAACAGCUUUCGAAAGGGUUCGUCGGUUUCUCGGGUGAAAUAUUAAAGGAAAAUUGGAGCCCGGAUUAUCGCUACUACGACAACGGGAAUCAGACGUUUUUCUCCGUGUUUGCGAUAUUCUUUCCAUCGGUAACCGGAAUUCAAGCCGGUGCGAACAUUUCCGGUGAUUUGAAAGACCCGGCGAGCAGCAUCCCGGUCGGAACCCUUCUCGCUCUCCUCAUCUCUAUGCUGAGCUACGUUUUGUUCGUUCUCUUCGCCGGCGGAGCCGCCCUCAGAGACGUCAGCGGUAUCGUCGUCAACGUAAACGGCACCGAGCCCGUCAUCGCCAGUUGCAUCCCCGGGGCAAACUGCGAAUACGGCCUUCACAAUAGUUAUUCGAUAAUGCAGCUCAUGUCGUUCUGGAGCCCGUUCAUUUACGCGGGAUGCUUCGCGGCAACUUUGUCAACGGCUCUUACCAAUUUGCUGUCGGUCCCGAGGCUCAUUCAGGCUCUUGGACAAGAUCGCAUUUAUCCGGGUCUCAUUUAUUUCAGCAAGGGCUACGGCAAAAAUAACGAACCCUACAGAGGUUACGUACUCACUUUUUUCGUCGCUGCUGUUUUUCUACUAAUCGCAAAUUUGAACGUCGUCGCUCCGCUAAUCUCGAACUUCUAUCUCGCGUCGUACGCCCUCAUUAACUUUUGCACCUUUCACGCGGCCCUCGUCAGACCGCUCGGCUGGCGUCCGACUUUCAAGUAUUACAACACGUGGCUCUCGCUCUUGGGAUUCGUACUCUGUGUCGCCAUAAUGUUUCUCAUCGAUUGGGCCACGUCUCUCAUCACUUUCGUUGUAAUAUUCGCUCUCUAUCUGAUCGUCGUUUAUCGAAAACCCGACGUCAAUUGGGGCAGCAGUACUCAGGCGCAAACUUACAAAACUGCUCUGUCGGUCGUUUACAGACUAAACACGAUGGAUGAACACGUGAAAAAUUAUGCUCCACAAAUUUUGGCCCUGAGCGGGGCUCCGAGCGCGAGACCGGCGCUUCUUCAUCUCGCCAAUCUCAUAACGAAAAACAAUUCUCUAUUGAUAUCAGGGGACGUUCAUCCGACACGGUUGUCGUACCGAGAGCGAUCGGCGCGUUUGCGCUCCGGCUACGCCUGGCUCCACCGGCAUCGAAUAAAAGCGUUUUAUCACGUGGUCGGUGACCUGAGUCUGGAGCGGGGAGCUUCGGCGUUGAUGCAGGCUACGGGGGUUGGAAAAUUAGCUCCGAACGUUGUUUUGAUGGGAUACAAGAGCGAGUGGUCGAGCUGCAACAAUCGGAAGGAGCUUCAGGAGUAUUUCAACGUUUUGCACAACGCCUUCGAUCAGAAAUUGGCCGUAGCGAUAUUACGAACGCCCCAAGAAUUGAAUAGGACCGGAAGCGGAGCAAUCGUCGAGGAGGAACAAGGGAUCGCGGGUGCGGGAGUCCUCGCCCAAAGCAGUUACAAUCUCGCGGGCAAUACGCUCAUGCAUGCCGACAGUGAUCUAUCGAUGAGCACCGGAAUUCCAAGGGUUCAGAGCGUCCCGGCGAUAGGCACACAGUUCGUUUCCGGCGAAGCCGUCGAGGCGGUUCGCGACUCGCCGAAUCACUUCAGCGCGAGAGAUCGAUGGAAGAGCAAAAAGAAGCAUGCCGCCGAUAAAAUGAUCAACGAGAAGAGAAUUGGACUGCCGGGAUGCAGCGAAGUGCCCGAGUACGCGACGAUAUUCCAGAAAAAACACAAAAAUGGAACGAUCGAUGUGUGGUGGCUGUACGACGACGGGGGUCUGACAAUACUGCUGCCCUACAUAAUAAGUACAAGAACAAACUGGGAACACUGCAAAAUGCGGAUAUUUGCACUGGCUAAUCACAAACAAGAAAUGGUAGCCCAGGAAAAAGAAAUGGCCGAAAUAAUGGCCAAGUUUCGUAUAAAGUACACGAGCCUCAAGCUCGUCGACGACAUAAGCGUCGAACCCCGUCAGGAGACUCGAGAAUUUUUCGACAAACUCGUCACGGAGUUUGGGACCAAAGAGAGCAGCACCGAAGGGACUGCUGCGGCAGCACCGACGGAAGUACCCGCAGAAUGCACCAUCACCGAAACAGAGUUACAAUGCUUGCGCGAUAAAACUCACAGACAACUGAGACUUCGCGAAUUGCUUUUAGAAAACUCUAGUCAAUCUACUCUGGUUUUCAUGUCGUUACCGAUGCCGAGAAAGGGAGCAGUUUCGGCUCCUCUGUACAUGGCUUGGCUCGAAACUCUCACUCGCGACAUGCCACCUACCAUACUCGUCCGAGGCAAUCACACCUCGGUUCUCACCUUUUAUUCGUAGUUUACCGACCGAAGGAAACCAGUAUUUACGCCGCUUCUAUAUAUAUUUAUACAUAUUAGUGCGAUUAGGCUAAAAAAUAUUUCGCUCUGUCGGUUUUGUGACCGAUUAAUCCCUCCUCCUGCUGCUGCUGCUGCUGUACGAAAUAUAUUAUUUAUUUAUUGUGUAAACAA
Messenger RNA from Venturia canescens, 3721 nucleotides. RefSeq names its product sodium potassium chloride cotransporter (gene NKCC). Gene Ontology annotation, cellular component: membrane. Gene Ontology annotation, molecular function: sodium:potassium:chloride symporter activity. The record is from RefSeq and is a predicted model, not a curated record. The transcript is spliced from 17 exons. NCBI's taxonomy places the organism in Eukaryota, Metazoa, Arthropoda, Insecta, Hymenoptera, Ichneumonidae. The coding region runs from base 444 to 3551 and encodes 1035 amino acids. Gene Ontology annotation, biological process: chloride ion homeostasis; chloride transmembrane transport; cell volume homeostasis.